Phyllostomus hastatus (greater spear-nosed bat) is the source of this 7082-nucleotide messenger RNA. RefSeq names its product SECIS binding protein 2 like (gene SECISBP2L). NCBI's taxonomy places the organism in Eukaryota, Metazoa, Chordata, Mammalia, Chiroptera, Phyllostomidae. Gene Ontology annotation, biological process: selenocysteine incorporation. Gene Ontology annotation, molecular function: mRNA 3'-UTR binding; selenocysteine insertion sequence binding; ribonucleoprotein complex binding. Gene Ontology annotation, cellular component: ribonucleoprotein complex. The transcript is spliced from 18 exons. The record is from RefSeq and is a predicted model, not a curated record. Bases 210 to 3509 code for a protein of 1099 amino acids.
UCCCACCCCAAGGGUGCCACCGCCUCCUCCAUCUCUCGGAGCUGGAGCCUCUUCCUCGGCCAGUGGCGUAGCCGGACUCUGAGUCAGUGCCAGGCACCUAGGGGCGGAGGUCCGCAGCCUGGUGUAGACCCGAGCGGGGGGGCCAUGGAGAAAGCGGCCCGAGGCGCUCUCCAAACUGACUGAGAGGGCCCGUUGCGGCUGCAGGCGCCAUGGACCGAGCCCCAGCAGACCAGAAUGUCAAGCUGUCAGCUGAGGUGGAGCCAUUUAUUCCCCAGAAGAAGAAUCCUGAUACGUUUAUGAUCCCUAUGGCACUCCCAAAUGAUAAUGGAAGUGUUUCUGGUGUAGAACCAACUCCAAUUCCCAGCUACUUGAUUACCUGUUAUCCAUUUGUACAGGAAAACCAGUCCAACAGACAGUUUCCAUUAUAUAACAAUGAUAUACGAUGGCAACAGCCCAAUCCGAACCCAGCUGGACCAUACCUCGCCUACCCCAUUAUAUCUGCUCAGCCACCUGUUUCUACAGAGUAUACAUAUUAUCAGCUGAUGCCAGCACCAUGUGCCCAAGUUAUGGGUUUCUAUCAUCCUUUUCCUAUACCUUAUUCCAACACCUUUCAAGCUGCAAGUACUGUAAAUACUAUAACCACAGAAUGCACUGAGCGUCCAAAUCAGCUUGGACAAGUCUUCCCAUUGUCCAGUUAUCGAAGCAGAAACAGUAACAGAGGACCAGUGGUACCAAAACAACAGCUUUUACAACAUCACAUAAAAAGCAAAAGGCCACUGGUGAAAAAUGUAGCUACUCAGAAAGAGACAAAUGCAGCAGGUCCUGAUCAUCGGUCAAAAAUCGUGCUUCUGGUAGAUGCUUCACAGCAGACCGAUUUCCCAUCAGAUAUCGCUAACAAGUCUCUCUCAGAGAGCUCUGCCACGGUGCUUUGGAAGUCCAAAGGCAGGAGGAGGAGAGCAUCCCACCCUACCGCUGAAUCCUCCAGUGAGCAGGGAGCGAGUGAAGCUGACAUUGACAGUGACAGUGGCUACUGCAGUCCCAAACACAGCAACAACCAACCCGCCACGGGGGCUUCACGAACUGAGUCUGGCCCCAUGAAUAAUGUGGAAUCAUCUGUAUGUACAGGUGGUGUAAAUUGGUCCAAUGUAACUUGCCAGGCAACUCAGAAAAAACCUUGGAUGGAAAAAAAUCAGACAUUUUCUAGAGGUGGAAGGCAGACUGAACAAAGAAAUAAUUCACAGGUUGGAUUCAGAUGCCGAGGACAUAGUACUUCCUCAGAAAGAAGACAGAAUUUGCAGAAGAGACAAGAUAAGCAGUUAAACCCCAGUCAGUCUCAUAGAAAUGACCCAAAUUCUGAGUCUUUAUAUUUUGAGGAUGAAGAUGAAUUUCGAGAACUAAAUGAGAAUGGAAAUGCUAAAGAAGAGAAUAUUCAACAGAAACUUUCUUCAAAAGUAUUGGAUGACUUACCAGAAAACUCACCAAUCAAUAUAGUUCAGACUCCAAUUCCCAUUACAACCUCCGUUCCUAAACGUGCAAAAAGUCAGAAGAAGAAAGCUUUAGCUGCAGCCCUUGCCACAGCUCAAGAAUAUUCAGAAAUAAGUAUGGAGCAAAAAAAAUUACAGGAAGCUUUAUCAAAGGCAGCUGGAAAAAAGAGUAAGACACCUGUGCAGCUAGACUUGGGGGACAUGUUAGCAGCUCUGGAAAAACAACAACAAGCUAUGAAAGCACGACAGAUUACUAACACCAGACCUCUGUCAUAUACAGUGGUCACUGCAGCUUCUUUUCACACUAAAGACUCUACUAACAGACAACCUUUAACCAAAAGUCAACCUUGUUUGACAUCCUUUAAUUCUCUGGACAUUACUUCCUCUAAAGCAAAAAAAGGAAAAGAGAAGGAAAUUGUAAAACUAAAACGGCCCACUGCACUUAAAAAGGUUAUUUUGAAAGAGAGAGAGGAAAAGAAGGGCCGUUUAACUGUGGACCACAAUCUUUUGGGAUCUGAGGAACCAAUAGAAAUGCACUUAGAUUUUAUUGAUGAUUUGCCACAGGAGAUUGUUUCCCAGGAAGAUACUGGACUGAGCAUGCCCAGUGACACUUCACUCUCUCCAGCAAGUCAGAACUCUCCAUACUGUAUGACACCUGUGUCACAAGGCUCUCCAGCUAGUUCUGGGAUAGGCAGUCCGAUGGCAUCUUCAACAAUAACCAAAAUCCACAGCAAAAGAUUUAGAGAGUAUUGUAAUCAGGUUCUUUGUAAAGAGAUUGAUGAAUGUGUGACUCUUCUUCUUCAAGAGCUGGUCAGUUUCCAGGAACGCAUCUAUCAAAAAGACCCAGUAAGAGCAAAAGCAAGGAGACGGCUGGUUAUGGGGCUGAGGGAGGUUACCAAACAUAUGAAGUUAAACAAGAUCAAGUGUGUUAUAAUUUCUCCUAACUGUGAAAAAAUCCAGUCCAAAGGUGGCCUGGAUGAGGCUCUCUAUAAUGUUAUAGCCAUGGCACGGGAACAAGAAAUCCCUUUUGUGUUUGCCCUGGGAAGGAAAGCUCUAGGACGCUGUGUGAACAAGCUGGUUCCUGUCAGUGUAGUAGGAAUUUUCAACUACUUCGGUGCUGAGAGCCUGUUCAGUAAGUUGGUAGAACUCACUGAGGAAGCCAGGAAAGCAUAUAAAGAUAUGGUUGCAGCAAUGGAACAAGAGCAGGCAGAGGAAGCCUUAAAGAAUGUGAAAAAGGUGCCCCACCACAUGGGGCACUCCCGGAACCCCUCAGCAGCAAGCGCCAUUUCUUUCUGCAGUGUCAUUUCUGAACCCAUCUCUGAAGUAAAUGAAAAGGAAUACGAAACGAAUUGGAGAAACAUGGUGGAAACUUCAGAUGGACUGGAAACAUCAGAAAAUGAGAGAGAGGUUCCCUGUAAACACAGCUCAUCUGAAAAGUCCAGUAAACUUCCAUUUGACACAGGCCCUGUCGGUAAGCAGUCCCCGAUAGUGGCUGCGGGCAGCACUACCUCAGCUCCGAACCCUGGGAAAUCGGCAGUGAGUGAUAAAGAGGACGUGAAGCCAGAUGACCUGGAAUGGGCCUCCCAGCAGAGCACCGAAACUGGCUCUCUGGAUGGCAGUUGCCGAGAUAUUCUGAAUUCCUCCAUCACUAGCACCACCAGCACUCUUGUACCUGGCAUGCUUGAAGAAGAGGAGGAUGAAGAUGAGGAGGAGGAGGAAGAUUAUACUCAUGAACCCAUAUCUGUAGAAGUACAGCUCAAUAGUAGAAUUGAGUCUUGGGUUUCUGAGACCCAGAGAACGAUGGAAACUCUUCAGCUUGGGAAAACCCUUAACGGUUCUGAGGAAGACAACGUAGAGGAGAGUGGGGAAGAGGAAGCAGAGGUGCCUGACGUGCUGGAGCCAGGGAUGGACAAUGAGGCCUGGACUACUGACCACCAAGUAAGUCUGGAGCAGCAGAAGCCCAGCAGCUGUAGCCCUCUGGACAGCCAGCACUCCAACUCAAAUUAUGCGCCCCCAAAUCUUUAACUCAGGAAAUGCCAGCUUUCUGUCUCCAGCUGUGUAAGGGUUACAGCCAUUAUCUUAUAUGCUUCAUCUCAACAUUUUGCACUGUCCAAUAUUUAAUAUAUGUAUUUAAUUCCCGACAGAAAUAUUUUUGUAGCUGUCUUUUACUUGAUUUGUUAUGACCUCCAGCUUAGCUUUUAAUUAGCAUCUCAGUGUCUUUCUGAGAACUGUGUGGAAAAUUCAGAAUUGUUUCAGCUUAUAUUAUUAUGGGAAGUAAUGAUUUAAAAAAAGAACAAGACCGAGUUUUAAAGAAAACAAGUUUAAAAUACUGACUUAGAGUCAUUUUGAAAGUUAAAGAUCAAGGUUCUAAGGAUAGGAGCAGUUACCAGUAUUUGCUUCAAGACUGCUUUUGCUCUAACCGGUCUGGCCAAGACGUUUGGGCUUCUUCCAAAGAACUGGCGGUAGAGCUAGAAAAUUAAAAAAGUGUCUGAGCAAAACUUAAGUUCACAAGGUGUUUUGUGUUAAGGAUUGAUGCAACUUUUUUUGGCCCACAAAUGCACCUUUCAGAAGUUGCUGGUCAUUGUGAUCGACCGAAAUUGGGAUGGGCUAAAAUGGAACCUCUGAUACUUAGGUGAGCAAAGGGGCGUCCACGAUGAGAGCGGCCUUUCUAGUGCGGCGUGACAGGUGGUGUUUGGACAGUGAAACGUCACCCAUGGUGGGACCUUCCAGGUUUUGUCUCACAUUUGCUUCUUACCUCAGGAAUGCUUUUGUAUAUACUCAUAUUUGCAUAAAGUUAGGCAGGUUUUUGACAUUAAAUAACUGAUUGUAUGACUGCAGCUCUUACAUGUAACUGAUCCAGAAACAAAAUCUUAUACUGGUGUAUUCUCUUGCAUGCUUCUGAUUCAGGACUUUCACUUUGAGACGUGGAUUUGAUGGGGUAUCCAAAUUUGUCCUGAGUGGGAAACCAUUUCACUUUUUAAAAAAUAUAUAUAUAUUUUGCCCCUCGCCUCAAGCACUUGCCAUGUAGCACUAAUCAUAGUUACUGAUAGGAGGUCAGGGGAAGGAACCUCAUGUAACGUGUAAUGGUAUCCAGGUAAUCAAGGGCUGGAAGAGGAAGUUUUGAAGAAAAGGGCAAGUUGUUCUAAUUGUGCUGAAACUAUCAUAUUAUUUAGAGUAUGCAGCUGUACACAGGUAUUGAUACUUGAUCACUAAUUACUUAUCCCUGCCCUUCUCGAGGAAUGUGUAUACCUGCUUGGGAGAAAUACUGAGCUCAGUGUUUUAUUCACUAGUCAGUCACCACCUGGUAGUGAGCGGCCUUUACCAGUGUACGUAACUGUGGGAAAAUUACAAACUACCUGUUUUCCUGUCUUCUCUCCAGCUCCACCCCCAACUGACCAACACACACACAGACACUCCAGCCUUACGCUUACAAGCUCCCAUCAGCAGGCACAGAACCGAGGAGGGAGGGGUAUUUUCCCUGCCCUGGUUUUAUAGGGCAGGCUUUGCCUCACAGAGGCAGGAGGGAAGAAUUGGGCGGAUUCUUUACUGAACUCAUUCAGACUACUGUGCUAUUUUUGAUGUUUUAUAAUCUUGGCAUUUAAUUACUGGAGAGAUCAGAUCCUUGAUAGAUGAUUUAGUAUUUGUGAAUUGUGGAAGUUUGAGCAUUGCUGUGUAGAACACAUCAGUCUGCCAACUUGAUUAGUGUGCUGAAAGGGGACGUAGCUGUGCUGUCCUGUCUGACCUGUUCUCUGGAGCAGGCGCCAUGGGCGCAAAGCGUCCAGUACGACAGGAACCCAGCGUGAGAGAAUGAAGCCUCAGACUUAACAAUCAUGGGUUUGUAAGUGGCAGAUCUUUCUGACUCUAUGCAUUUGGAAAUGUUAGUUGUUUUAAAGAAAUGAUAGAGUUUUUGAACUACUGACAGUCUUAAAAGUAAACUUAAAAGCUUUUCAUACUUUUUAAUGGUGUAAAUUUCCUUUGAUGUCAGUGAUUCAGUAACUCUUGAUCAAGGCAGUGGCUUUUCAAAGGUUUCUUAUAUUUUAUAUCUCUUCUGAAUGAGAAUUGUCAUUUUAGAUUUUUGACAUUUGUAUCAAAAGAGAAGUUGAGGAAAUCUUCGAAACACACAUAACUUUCCUUUUUGCUAUAGACUUUAGAAGUGUUUAAUUACGUGUUCAAUAAACGCUCUUGCACGGGCAGUACCCCUGCCAGCAAACCCAAGGGACCACAGGCUUUUAUAUGAGACAGGUCACCUCCAGAGGAAAGCCCAAAAUUUAUUAAAGGAAAUGUUACUGUGUUGAAAUACACUAAGCAAAUAUUAAUAAUGUCUUUAUAAUUUGUUUCCUUUAGAGAAAUUCUGGAAUGUGUGUAUAUUAUAUACAGGAGAAAGUGUGAAGAUUAAGGAAGUGGGUGUUUUUUUGUCUUUAGGGCUUUGGUCUGAGGUCAGUGCCUCUUUGGACCUAGAGAGAGAUCUAAUGGUAAGAGUAGGGUUCAUCAUCGCAAAAAAUAAAAACCAUAGUGACUUUUUUCUUAGUGUGGAGGUGGUCUUCCUGGCAAUAAUUAAUACUAGAUUUUCAUUCAGUACAUAAGUAUCUGAAUUACAAUAUGAAUUGCACUCCCAGAGCUAGAUUUCUGCUUCAUUAGGUUUGUUUACUGUGAGGAUCACUUCUCAAAAGACAAAAAGGUUCAUAUUAGCUUAAGUUUUGGUUUCAGUAUAUUUGUAAAUGAUGUAAUAUAUUUCUUUUGACUAAACAUGGGAAAAAUAAUCUGUUAUACAUUGAGAAGUUUUUAAUGGCUUUGAGUGGAGGUCAUUUUUUGCAGAGAUGGUAUUUUAUAUGCUUUCAGUAUUUGGAAAAGAAUUAGUCAAAAGGAAUUUACAUAGUUUAAAUAUUGAGAAAUUAAUAUCCAAAUAAUGUACUUGUCUGAUUUCUUAAUAAGCUGGGGGAGGUGGGUUGGGUGGUAAUUGUAAUGUGCAAAUGAAUAGUGAACUCUACAUUCAUUUUUCAGCUGUUUAACAUAAAACUGUUAAAUCUUAACACAUUGUUACUUUAAUAUGUGUAUAAAUAAGUAUUACUGUUUGUAAAGCUGCUGUUUGCUUUAAAAACCUGUCAUUUAAGUAUUUCCUGUAUGUUGUGCCAACAGGUUAGAAUAUUAACUUUUCUGUUUAAAAACUUUAUCAUUUUUUGAUUUAAAAAUUUUUUUCUGUGAAAUAAGUUAUUUACAGGCAUCUUCUCCCUCACCCCUUCCAACCUUUAUACACAUCACAGAAUCAACCAAACUGUUUGGUUGAUUCUAAUACCUGAAUCUUAAGUAAUCAUAAAUUUUAAACUUGGUUGGCACACCAUACCUUCAAAGUAUUUGUAUUCUUUUGUAAUUUAAUUUCUAAAUAUACCACAUAAAUUUAUAAUUUAAUGUGUUAAUUGUAAUGCUCUAAUAAAAAACUAGCAAAAUUAGUAUGAACUAUAACAUAAAGGGAUUAUCAUCUUGUUCUUUUGCUGUAUGAAGGAUAAUUGUUAUUUCACAUUUUAGGGGUAAUAACAGCUUUUUUGCACUAUGUAAAUACUAGUGAAGAUUCUUCUGUAACUAAUAAAAUGAUUAUUGAAA